Messenger RNA from Magallana angulata, 2797 nucleotides. RefSeq lists its product as uncharacterized. The coding region runs from base 1279 to 2313 and encodes 344 amino acids. The transcript has 9 exons. NCBI's taxonomy places the organism in Eukaryota, Metazoa, Mollusca, Bivalvia, Ostreida, Ostreidae. The record is from RefSeq and is a predicted model, not a curated record.
GGAAGCCCUCAGCUUCUGUAGAGAAAAGUCCUGUGAACAACUACAGGACCUGGAGAACAAGAUCAAAGAGGCCCUGAAACAGAACACAGCGGACACACCACAGAAUGCACUGGACCAGACAGUAUAUAGACAUUCAAAAGAACUCAGAAAGGCAGGAUCUGAAGAGACUGGCAAAUAUCAGGCUCAUGUAGAUAUAAUAAUAUAAAAACAAUUAGAUAUCAGUGUCAGGAAGAUAUGAUAAUAAAGAUAUAGUUAACUAUCAUACAAAUAUAUAUUAUUGUUAUAAAACAUUUUACCUAGUUUUAAAUAUAUUGGUAUUAAUUUUUUGUUACAUUUUAUUCUGUCAAUAUGCUAACAACUUAAACAAUUCCCUGUGGUUUGUUUGUUAGAGAUAUUGUAAGUAUCCAUUACCGAAGUAAUAAAUAAUUAUAUUUUGAUGUAAAGAUACUUAUAUCUUCAAAGAUAUUUCUCAAAGAAAUGCUUCCCCAAGCGUUACAAGACGAUAAGGUUCUACGGGAUCAGAGGGUCAUUAGUUACGUACGAAAAUGUGUGGAGCUUUGCUGGUUCAUGAAUGUGUGGGAUCCGCCGAUGGAACUAGUGGCUCCUAAAGAAGGCGACACCGUGGACAAAAACCUAUUUUCUUAUUACGAAAGGAAGGGCAAAGUGGUGCAGACUUGUGUAUGGGCGGCGCUUCUGCUCCACAAGGAGGGGGCCUGUGGUGGCCAAGGGCUAUAUCCUCCCAAAACCUAUGUACCUUUUAAGUAGAUUUUAUGAGUGACUCCUGAAAGGAGAAAUGAUGUUAUCAUUCUCCAUUAUAAAUAGUCGUUAAAAAUCUGUUUUCGUUCCUGUGUGUUUUAUUUUUCGAGUAAAAAAGAUAAUGUUUGAAUGAAGUCAUUUUGGACAUUUUCUCUUUCAUCUUGUUCGAUUGCACUUGUCAAUCAAAAGCGUCAAUAAAGAUUGAGGAUGAAACGUAAGAAAAAUAUUCUUACGUUACACUCUCAACCACUUUAACACAAUUUUAACGCUAUGGUCAGCCACGGGAGCGACGCCUCCAAAACUUCAGGAUACGUACAAUCACCAAACAGAAUCUCCCCCCACAUGCGUUUAAUGAUUGCUGUGUUAUCGCAAAUUCGACGAAAUAAAGUUACUGGUACAUAUGAAUUUAACAGAUGGUGGAGAAUGACCAUAACUCUAUGAUGUGAUAGACAAACAAUAAGAUAGAAACCAGAUGUACAUCAACAUAUCACGUGCACAGUGAAAAGAUUAGAUUUCUACAAAAUGCAGUACAAGCUGAAAGAAAAAAACCAAGAAAUUGAAUACCUAUCAACAAGAUUGAGACUAAGCGAAUAUACCAAUCAACACCUGAUGGAGUUUAUCCCCAACAUGGCAGACCAGAGUGACAUCUACUGCCCCACAAGACUGGGGGAGAUGUACAGUCAGCUGUUUGAUGACGAGUGGUCAGAGGCACUCGAGGUCUUUAAACCCAAAACAGAAGAUGAGGACGACGACAUCUUCUCUGACACACUGUAUAUCCUACAGGAUCUGUUGAUGAAUAUCUUUGAAUUUUGCAAAGACCAAUCAAAAAGCCAGAAACUUUACUUUGAAGAUAUCCUUGCUGUUGCUAUAGGAUUAAAAGAACAACAUGUAUUAAAGAAACAAGACACAGCAACACAAAUGGAUAAUACAUUUGAUGAAAACAAUAGUGGACAUCAGGCGAUAAGAAAUAGUGGGCAGAGAGAUCAUAGUCAGCAGACUUAUAAAGAUAUAGUAGGAGAGGAAUUUUUUAAUCAAACACCAAGUGAGAAGAGCCAAGAAGUAUCAGAAGAGGGAAAGACAAAUACUGAUAAAUCUGACAGUUCUCAGAAAGAUCCAGCACAAGAACCAGAAAAAGAAGAUAAACAUUCAGAAGGCAAGGACUACAGAGAGAGUGUUAUUUACCCAACAAUUGACAGACAUGCCCGAGUCUUCCAAAAGGCAGCUGCAUCCACAUCAACUAAAACCAAAUCAAAGUUGUUCACUACAUCUAAGCUCCCCUUUCUGAUACCAGACGAGACUGCCCGCGCGGACGUCCGUUUGUUGACGUACGUGAGGAAGUGUGUAGAGCUUUGUUGGUACAUGUGUAUGCAGGACCCACCAAUGACAAUCAUCUCACCCAUACAAGGACAGCUGGUGGACAAGGCCUUAUUCUCCUUCCAUGGACGCCGCGGGAAGAUCGUGGAGGUGUGUGUGUGGCCGGCGCUUCUUCUCCAUGAAAACGGACCCCUGGUGUGUAAAGGAUACGUACUUCCGGAGGAGAGGAAUCGCCAUAGAUAGAGAUAUUUAUUUAGCUCUUUUGUUUUGAUUGCAAUAAUCAAAUUAUUUAUAUAAAACAUUUGUCAGACGUAAUACGAUUGAAAAAAAAUCGUAUAUAAACUAAUGAUAUUUUGAUCAAUCUGCUUUUUGUUGGAAUACAACGAGAUUAUAUUCUUGUUGUUAUACUGGUACAUGUAUAUAUAAUAUAUAUGUAUACACUGAUUAUUUACAUAUACAUUUGGUCUACAACAAAUACUGACUUUUAAAAAUGCACAGUUUUCUUGAAAACUGUAUCAAAUCAUUCAAACUAACCAAUUAUUACAAGGAAAUUUCUGUAAUUAAAAGGUACUUGCAACAAAUCAAAUUACUGUGGAAAAGCAAGUUGAAGGGCUUGUUGAAUAUUGCAUCGAAAACGAUUAAUUGUGUUGUUUAAUGUGUUAACAAUGGUUUUAGAAUUUUAUGGAUUUUAUUGAUUUUGUGCCAUAAUAAAUGAUAUGUAAAUGUU